Molecule: messenger RNA, 2862 nt
Organism: Aethina tumida (small hive beetle)
Lineage: Eukaryota; Metazoa; Arthropoda; Insecta; Coleoptera; Nitidulidae
Exons: 12
Coding region: 203-2302 (699 amino acids)
Source: RefSeq, a predicted model, not a curated record
GAAGACACGGCAACUAUAACCGAAGACCAUCCGUACUUUUGUAUAUGUUCUUGUUCCAUUAGAGACAUUUGACUUGCGGUACCAUCGCAGUGAACCUCGUACUUGACGAUACAGUGACUUGAGUGUUGUGUGGUGGCACUUGUGAGAGUUCAACGGCUGGCUUUCUUGUUAAGGACUUUCCUAUUCUAAUAUAUUGUUCAAGAUGACGCGACACAGUAUAGUCUUAGGCCUGAUUCUAGUCGUAAUUAAUUGUAAUGGAAUUUUAGGAAGAAUAGCCUUCGAGAAACUCACAGACUUCGACUACAGAGGGAACACAUACUACACAGUCAAGAACCUCAGCCUGUACGAAUGUCAGGGUUGGUGUCGGGAGGAACCCGACUGUCAAGCAGCGGCGUUCAGCUUCGUGCUGAAUCCGUUGAUCCCGGUCCAGGAGACCCUGUGCCAACUGCAAAACGAAACGUCUGCCAACAAUCCAUCAGCGGCGCCCCAGAGGUCGGUAAACAUGUACUACAUGACCAAGAUGCAGCUGAGGUCGGAAAACGUGUGCCUGAGGCCGUGGUCUUUCGAAAGGGUGCCCAACAAGAUGAUCAGGGGCUUGGACAACGCCUUGAUUUACACUUCCACGAAAGAAGCCUGUUUGGCGGCUUGUUUGAAUGAGCAUCGCUUCACGUGCCGUUCAGUAGAAUACAACUACGUAACUCUACAAUGUCAACUGAGUGACACCGACCGCAGAACAACCGGCCAGUUCGUACAAUUCGUUGACGCACAAGGAGUUGAUUACUUCGAGAAUUUAUGUCUGAAGGGUAACCAGGCUUGUAAAGGAAAUCGUGUCUUCCAAACCCCAAGAAUCGGAGUCGCUGAUGACAAGGUUGCCCAAUAUGCCGGACUUCACUACUACACCGACAAGGAAUUGCAAGUUACAAGCGAGGCCGCUUGCAGAUUGGCCUGCGAAAUAGAAAACGAAUUUUUGUGCAGAUCCUUCCUCUACAAAGGUACACCACAGGGCUCCCAAUACAACUGUCAACUCUUCCACUUGGAUCACAAGACUCUUCCCGACGGACCCAGCACAUAUUUAAACGCAGACAGACCACUCAUUGAUAACGGAGAAAGGAUUGGAAGCUAUUUCGAAAAUACUUGUGAAAAAUCAACUGCGGCUUCUUCACCGUCUGGUGCUCCAUCUGAUAAUACACUGCCCGUCGUGUUCGAAGCCACUGAAGAUCCUACAUUGAACAACUUAUCACGAACAGACGUAAACUGCGACAAAACAGGAACAUGCUACGACGUGUCCGUAAACUGUAAGGAUACAAGGAUCGCGGUCCAAGUCAGAACCAACAAGCCUUUCAACGGAAGAAUUUAUGCCCUGGGUCGAUCCGAGACUUGCAACGUCGACGUUAUCAACAGCGAUCUGUUCAGGCUCGAUCUGACCAUGACUGGACAGGACUGCAACACUCAGUCGGUGACCGGCGUCUACAGCAACACAGUCGUUCUGCAGCAUCACAGCGUUGUUAUGACCAAAGCAGAUAAAAUCUACAAAGUGAAGUGUACAUACGAUAUGUCGUCAAAGAACAUCACAUUCGGAAUGAUGCCAAUUAGAGAUCCUGAGAUGAUUAGUAUCACAUCCGCUCCUGAAGCACCACCACCAAGGAUCCGCAUCUUGGACAGCCGUCAAAGAGAAGUCGAAACUGUUCGUAUUGGAGACAAACUCACUUUCAGGAUCGAAAUUCCAGAAGACACUCCUUAUGGCAUUUUCGCGAGAAGCUGCGUUGCUAUGGCCAAGGACUCGAAGAGCACUUUCCAAAUCAUCGACGACGAAGGUUGUCCAGUUGAUCCCAGCAUUUUCCCAGCCUUCACUCCAGAUGGUAACGCAUUGCAAUCAAUUUAUGAAGCAUUCAGAUUUACCGAGUCAUAUGGUGUGAUCUUCCAAUGUAACGUCAAGUACUGUCUUGGACCUUGUGAACCAGCCGUUUGUGAAUGGGGCCGUGAUUCAAUUGAAUCAUGGGGCAGAAGGAAGAGAAGCAUCAACAACGUAACCGAUGAAGAGAAAGAAGAAGACAUGACCCUGAGUCAAGAAAUUCUCGUUUUGGACUUCGGCGAUGAAAAACAAUCAGACUAUUUGAAGAGCGAUCUGUCAAGUGCAGACUUUGGAAAAGAUAAAACCGUGACUAUUAUCGAGCCAUGUCCGACAAAAACAUCAGUGCUCGCCUUAGGAGUAACAUGUGCCUUAUUAGUUCUCCUCUACAUCAGCACCCUGUUCUGCUAUUACAUGAAGAAGUGGCUUAAUCCAGGAAAACACAUUGCCUGAACAUGAAUCAAAUAUGAAAUAGACACUCUGGUGCUUUAAUUAUUAGAAUAUUUCCCAGUAUUUAUGUAUAAGUACGAAUGUAUGUGCGACAACGCGCUUGAUCUUUCUGUUGAGUUGAGGCGAAGUUCCAAGCCAUUAACUCGAGAAGAAACAUCAUUAAAUCGGGAUAUUCCCAAAAACAAAUGACGCAAUAACUUAGAAAUAAGUAACUGAAUUUUCGGGUAGGUGGCGGCCUUUGGUGGCGGGAAAGCUUUCAUCUGUGACAUAAUAGGAAUCACUAAAUAUGAAUUUUACCGUUACAAAAAAUACUGUACUCUUUGAUCUCUUUUAACACGAAACGUGGCAAACAUUUCCUUUAACGCACUGACUUUUGUUCCUGGAACAAAUUUUGUACCGGUAAGAUGAUUGGUCUGUAUCUUUAGUGAUAUUCUUAUAGAUUAUUUAUUUUAUUUAUUUGUUUAAAUGAGUUUUGUGUAAAUAACUAAAUUUAAGAAAACUAUUUAUACUAUUUUAUAUUAAACAAUUAAUGCCUUAAAUAAUAAUUUUAAAUAAAUAUUAAU